GCGGUAGGCAUGUACAAAGCCAACGAAGCUUCUGUUACGUCUCCUUAUUUCUCCCACCAAACCCACGCAUUCACUGCCACCGCGAGAGGGAGAGCGGGAGAGAGAGAGAGAGAGAGAGAGAGAGAGAGAGAGAGAGAAAUUGAGUUAGAGUUUGCAAGAAACUCUAUCAAUUUCUCUCCUUUCUGAAAACCUCUCGAGCAAAAGGCGAUCUGGAAAUGUCGUCGGGGCAAGCCCCUGAUAUCUCCCCACGGGAAAAUGACGACAUUAAUGGGCUCUUCUUCACCGACAGAGGUUGCUGCUUAUGGAUGCCGUGUAUGGGUUCCAGGAGAUCCUCCACCGUCGGAUCAGUCUGGUGGGAGCCAAUGAGAACGGCGGAGAACGAGGACAGGUGGUGGACCCGGGGGUGGAAGAAGUUCCGAGAGUGGUCAGAGCUCGUGGCCGGUCCCAAAUGGAAGACCUUUAUCCGCCGCUUCAACAAGAACCGGACCGGACAGGGGAAAUUCCACUAUGACCCUCUGAGUUACGCACUGAAUUUCGACGAGGGGCCGGGCCAUAAUGGUCACCUGGAUGAGGAUUAUUUUGGCCGUGAUUUCUCCUGCCGGUACGCUUCUAUUCCGGCUUCGGCGAAGUCGUCCAUGGAUUUGGGGAAAGACGCGCCGUUGUUCACGUGAGGCGCAUGGAGAUGACAGGCAAGUUUUUCGUAUCUUUUUUUCUAUUGAGGUGCGCCAGUGGCAGACUGCAGCGCCGAUUUAGGGGGGGGGGGGGGGGGGGGGGGGGGGAAUGAAUUGUUGAGAGGACAAGAAAAUCGCGAUGGUUGCGUGGACUUUUUCUCUCUCGACAUGGGAAACAGGUGGUCGGUGACAUUUUUUUUUAUUACGAUAGAUUCGAUAACAUGUUCGUCCCUUUCGUAAGAAAUGGCAAAAGAAAAGGGGGUUGUGAUUAUAUACGGUGAUGUGGAGGAUUGUUAACGUGGGGUGCAAAAAGGAAUUUACGUUAUUGGAUUUUGAACAAUGAACUAUUCUCAGAGAUUUUUUUAUUUCGAAUGUUAUGUGUUUGCUUUU
This is a messenger RNA of Juglans microcarpa x Juglans regia, 1061 nucleotides long. RefSeq lists its product as uncharacterized. NCBI's taxonomy places the organism in Eukaryota, Viridiplantae, Streptophyta, Magnoliopsida, Fagales, Juglandaceae. Bases 216 to 671 code for a protein of 151 amino acids. The transcript has a single exon. The record is from RefSeq and is a predicted model, not a curated record.